AUGAGGGCUGUAAAUGUUUACAAGUUUUUGCGUUUACGGCUCCCACCUCGUAAACGCAAAAAAGCCCGCCGACAAGUUCGCCAGGGUGACAAGGCAACACUCCCUACCUACAUCAACAGCCUCAAGUUCUUGCUGGACGACUCCGCAGACGGAAUUCCUCGCUCCUCCUCGUUUCUUCCCCCAACAGUUGAGAGCAGGCGGAGGAAGGCGAUCGGCGUCCGGCGCCGAUUUCUGCUGUUCCCCAUCCACUCCGGCGGCUGGAUCGGCGCCGGAGAGGAUGGAGAGCGGGGAUUGAGGUGGCCGUUGUACAUACUCUUACUUAGUUUGAGUAGUUUAGGUCUAGGCAGUGUUCCGAGGGUGGAGGCGACACUGCGGCGACGGAGUAAUUUUCUUCAGCUCCUCCGCCUCGUUGGUACGUGUUCCAGUGCCAGUGAAGGGAUUGCUGGAUCUGGAGAUCUCGAUGUUUCAGAUCUAGUUAGGUUUUCUUCUGCUCCCUCCCUCGUCUCCGUCGGAGCUGCUGCCGGCGAUGGUUUUGGGAGUGUUCGAAGUGCCAACAAAAACUUGUUGUCCAUCGUCGGGACAGAGGUCGGCUUCAAGCUCCAGACUCUGACGUAUUUCUUCUUCAACCUUUGGUUCGUCAGGGAUGCGUCGUGCGGCUGCUCCGACCAUCGGCGACGGGAUGACCAUCUUGCAGGGACUGCAUUGUAUUUUUACUUUCUUCAAGGGUGCCUUUGCAAGAUUUGGAAUGUAAACUUUAUGAAAUAUCUAUGAAUAUAAGCCCCGGUUUCACAAAAA
Molecule: messenger RNA, 795 nt
Organism: Panicum hallii
Lineage: Eukaryota; Viridiplantae; Streptophyta; Magnoliopsida; Poales; Poaceae
Exons: 3
Coding region: 1-771 (256 amino acids)
Source: RefSeq, a predicted model, not a curated record